This is a messenger RNA of Linum trigynum, 4611 nucleotides long. Lineage: Eukaryota; Viridiplantae; Streptophyta; Magnoliopsida; Malpighiales; Linaceae. The record is from the annotation of a GenBank genome assembly.
CAGCAACAUGGCACGUUGACCGUUAGUCAAUGCGUUUGACCAUCCAAGAUAACGGUCAAACAUCGGGUUUGGCCAAUUUCGUUACUUUGAAGCAUAGUUUGGAACAGGAUGUUAUAAAUUGAAAGAUUGGACAGGAUGUUUAUUAUGUGCAAAGUUCAGACCAUACAAAUAUAUUAACCCUAUAAUAUAUUAUAAUGCGAAACUGUUAGCAGUCCCCUCUAUAGGAGGUGUUGUAUAAAAUGAUAGAUAACAUUUUUUUUUGACUCUAUGCAACAUAAAAACUAUGUGUUACAUAUUAAUAUCAUAUGACUGAAGAGCACUUCUACAGUUCUACUAUGUUUUAAAGCAUUGGUGCUUUAAUGUGAAAAUUGAGUUGUACCAUAACAUUAAAGAUUGUACCAUAAAGAGAUUUGUACUUUUAAGUUAUGGUACAACUUGAAGUUGUACCGUAACAUAAAAAUACAAAUUCAGGUUGUACCAUAAAAUGGAUUUGUACAAAAGAAUAUAUGUACAACCUAGAGUUGUACCAUAAUGUAACGGUACAACUUCAAGUUGUACAAAUUGUAUCAUCAAGACAUCAAGACAAAAAACUAUAGCAAAAAUGCUUUAAAACAUAGUAAAGGUUUGAAAGAAUUUAUUGUCAACCUCGUGCGGAUAUGAAUCUAUCUAAUUGAGAAGAAGAGAAAUUGUAUCCGUAUCUCUAUUAGGCCAAAUCUGUAGUAAUGAGGCCCAGAAAGCCCAACUAAUGAUCCCAUUUGUUGUGGGCCCAUAUCGUCACUUAACUAACUCUUUACAAAUGGUUUAUAGGUAUAAUAUACCCCUCUACUAUGACGUUUUAUCAAACAUGCCCAUUUAUUAUUUUUUACAUUAAACAUGCCCCUAUACUUUGUAAAAAUGAUCAAACAUGCCUCUUUUGUUAAAAUUUUAAUCCAAAAAUCGUUAACCAACGCCGAACUUUAGUUUGGGCGACACAAAUGACUAAAAUAUCCCUAAUAAAUUCACUUUAGAAUCUUUUUGGUUCUUUUGUAUAAUCAAAUCAUUCAAAUAAUUUCACUUUGAAAAGACCAAAGAAAAUAAAACAGGGGACAAAACUGACAUUUUCCCUCCUAUUUGUCGAUGUCGGGUCGUCUAAAUCUCAAUUCAACCAUGAUUGACGAUUUUUUCAAUGGAAUUUUUAACAGAAGGGCAUGUUUGAUAAUUUUUUCAAAGUACAUGGGCAUAUUUGAUGUAAAAAAUAGUAGAUGAACAUAUUUGAUAAAACGUCAUAGUAGAGGGGCAUAUUAUACCUAUAACCCAUUAUUGAUGAUAUUACCGUAAUUCCGUAAACCCCAGCCGAUUGAUAAAUAGCAAAUGUAAAGCCCUACACCCGAAACAGUGGUUUCUUCGUUCAUUCUCCGGCCAUGGUCGUCGCUUCGAUCGUCUCGCGCUCCGUCCUGCGCCGCCGGGCCGCCGUCGACCCUCUCCUCUCUCGCUCCUUCUCUUCCGCUGCCGCUUCCUCUCACCGACCUCACCCCAUAUUCCGCGCUCUCCGACCUCUUGCCGCCGUCACCCCGUAUCUCUCCCCCGCCUCCGCCUCGGUUCGCUGUCUCGCUACACGGACGACUUCGUCCUCGCUCAACGAUCCUAGCCCCAACUGGUCGAACAGGCCUCCGAAGGAGACGAUUUUGUUGGAUGGCUGCGAUUUUGAGCAUUGGCUCGUGGUGUUGGAGAAGCCGGAGGGAGACCCUACUAGGGAUGAAAUCAUCGACAGCUACAUCAAAACCCUAGCUCAGGUCGUUGGCAGUGAAGAAGAAGCUAGGAUGAAAAUCUACUCGGUUUCAACUAGGCACUAUUUUGCAUUCGGGGCUCUUGUCUCCGAAGAGCUGUCGUACAAGUUGAAAGAGCUGCCACGAGUCCGCUGGGUUCUCCCAGACUCGUAUUUGGAUGUGAGGAACAAAGACUAUGGAGGGGAGCCAUUCAUCAAUGGACAAGCUGUCCCCUAUGACCCCAAGUAUCAUGAGGAAUGGGUGAGAAAUAACGCUAGGGCCAAUGAGAGGAAUCGCCGUAACAGCGGAUCUCGCAACUCUGAUAGGUCAAGAAACUUUGAGAGGAGAAGAGAGAACUUUGCACCAAACCGGGAUUUCCAGAACAACCAGGGGCCUCCUCCUCCUCCUCCUCCUCCUCCUCCAAUGGGUGGUCAGGGCAUGCAGAAUAUGGAUGGCCGAGGUGCACCACAGCCUCCGCCACAGUAUCCUCAACGUAACAUGCCGGGACCAGGUGGUCCUCCACCACCAAACAAUCAAAUGGGCCAUCUUCCACAUAACAUGGGACGGCCAGGUGGUCCUCCACCGCCAAACAAUCAAAUGGGAGGAUGGCCUCAGAACAAUGUGGGAGGGCACGGUGGAGGCCCUCCAAGGCCACCACCUCAUCACAACCCCAUGGGUGGAGCUCCGCAGAAUACUUAUGGUGGAAUGCCACAGACGAAUGCUGGAAGGAUGCCUCCGCCGGCCAAUCUUGGAUGGUCGAAUGGGGGGCAGGGGAACUUUCAGGGUGGACCACCGCCCAAUAAUGCAGGUGUUCCUUACCAGGGCGAGCAACCAAACUUCCCCCAUAAUGGCUACCCUCCAAACAGAGACGGGAAUGGGCCCCGAUACUGAACUUCAGGUUCAGUUUUGGCUGAAAACAUUUUGUGCAGAAAGAGGCUGUGUCCUCAGCGCCACGGUAACUGAACCUGUUUCUCAUCCAUACCCUUUUCUCGUACUUGGUAGGUUUUCAGGUGUCCAUGAUAGGUUGAUUAGGGUUGUUUAAUAACGUUUGCCAGUCAAGACUGAGGGUGGGUUGUCGUAUGUCAAUGCAAAGCUUAUCGGUGCUUGGGAGGGAGGACGUUUCUAAUGUUCUUCGUGUUGAUAAUGGUUUUUCUCAGUAAAGCAAGGGUAUUCUUCGUAUCGGUACUCUGCUUGCAUCUUGUUCGAUUGAAAUACGACGUGCAUUGUUGAGGAUUCGUUUUUCAUUUUAUGAUCAUCACUCUAACUACCAAGAGUGGUGAAUCGAUUAGAGAUGUCUUGUUAGUUGGUAUUACUGGCUUCGUUUCUGGAAUUGUUUGUGCUUAAUUAUCUGGAGAUUUUAGUUUCUCUCCAACGUUAAUUGGAGACGAAGGGAGAGCUAGGAACAGUCUAAAAGAGGCGCCAACGGGUGCAGCAGGAGCAACUUGCUGCGUUCUUGCCUUCUUGGUUUCUCAUCGUGAGGAAGAGGAAUCAGAUAUUGUUUAGGGAAUGUCAAAAAGGAAACCCAUAUAUAUGAAUAAUCAUUUACCUUGUUGGUUUAGGGGAAGUGGUUUUUUCCGAUUUUUGGCUUGGCGUCUUCCACACAGAUAUAACAAAAUGUUGCUGGUGUAGGCACCGUUGGGGAUGGCAAAAACAUAUAUCCAUCCGAAUCCGAUCUAAUCGUGUAGUGGAAAUUCGAAUCAUAAUGAUUUUUAGUGGGUAAGAGUAAAAUAUGAACCCGAACAUUGUGGGUAAUGGAUGGACAUGGUUUUCUCAUUAUUCCAUUCGAGCCUGAUCGGUUAUACACAAUAAUAUAUAUUUUUUUAAGAAAUGAUCAUUAUUUUUUCAACAAUAUUUUAUCUGUAGCAUACAAAUAUAAUAUUUUCAUAAAAUUCUAUUGUUUGAAAUUUCUUCAUUCUGAAAAAUUAUUGUCGUACUUUUUCACUUAUGUAAUGUGAACAUACGUGUGAAUCUAAACAUGUUGGUUGGAGUUAUAAAGAGAAAUUAGUACCCAUGCAUAAUCGUGGGUAUCCAAAACUCGAGCAAGUAUGAGCAUGGUUUUGAUUUUCUACUCGAUUAUUACGUGGGUAUGAGUAUGGAUGAAAACCCCAAUUACUUUUGGUAGGGUAACGGAUAUGCACUAUCCGCCUUCGACCCGAUCCGUUGCCAUCCUUAUGCACCGUGUUUAGAAAUCUGUUGAUUUGUUCAAUGACGGAUGAUCAUUUAGUGCUCCGAUUGACCUUCAUGUGUCAUAUUGAGGUACGAUUAUGUUGAUGUAGAGAUCAAUCCUUGAAUUAAGUUGAUUCGUAAAAUACCCCGAUCGACAAUUCUAAACAAAACGAAACAUGUAAAAUUGAUAUGUCCACUAUCUUGAUUGGUCGACCGACUCUAAAGUCUAAAUAGCAGUCGGCCAUAUUUGUCCAUCUAAUUCUAAAUUGUUGUAAAUGGGAGUUUUAACAACGUACACUUAUUUGUAUCUGAUAAUGUUAAAGGUAGAGAUCAAUGUAAUUUGAAAGGGAUGGCUAACACCUCAUACAGAAAUAAUAAAAAACGACUCAUGGUCAACGAGAAUUAGAGGCAAUGGGUGUCAUUUGGGGAAGAGGAAUAGAGUGAACAUCCUAAAUAAAGGUGUAUAUAUAUAUAUAUAGUAAAGACUAAAGAAAUACCGCAAUUUGUUCCAUUCGAAACGAAAAUAUACUGCCGAUGUUUACAAACAUAUUGUCCAUCAAUAAAGGACGGAUUUUAUAUUAGUUUAAAUUGUACGCAACCUAUUUAAUUGAGAAGUAAUCACUAUCAAAAUCUACUUGGUACAUCACUCGAGUUAAUAACCAAUUAGUCUCCGAUGUAAAAAUCAAUUUAUGAGUUUUAA